Messenger RNA from Cottoperca gobio, 3409 nucleotides. It is a transcript of the gene arpin, whose product is annotated as actin related protein 2/3 complex inhibitor. The transcript is spliced from 6 exons. The coding region runs from base 124 to 804 and encodes 226 amino acids. Gene Ontology annotation, biological process: negative regulation of actin nucleation. The record is from RefSeq and is a predicted model, not a curated record. Lineage: Eukaryota; Metazoa; Chordata; Actinopteri; Perciformes; Bovichtidae.
CACGUCGGCACGGGCUGUGUAGAAAAUCGAGCGCACCUCUCUCACGCCGCUACAUGCAGGAACAGGAAAUAAGGAGGAAACAGGAAAAAUUUCGGAGAAAGGAAAAGUAACAGUUUACUAAAGAUGAGCCGGAUUUAUCACAGCACGUCGUUACAGAACAAACCAGUACACAAUGAGAACUUUGACCGCGUGUGGUCUCCCUCUGCGUAUGACAGUGGCCAGGGGGUUCUUCUAGAAGGAAAGCUACUGGAUGUUUCCAGACAUGCGAUCAGAGAUUGCAACAAUCAAAAGGCCCGUUUCUAUGUGCUGUACAUCAAACCCAGCCGCAUCCAUCAGAGGAAGUUUGAUGCCAGUGGGAAGGAGAUCGAGCCAAACUUCAGUGACACCAAAAAGGUCAACACUGGCUUCCUCAUGUCCUCCUACAAGGUGGAAGCUCAAGGGGAGUCAGACCGUCUGUCUGAGGAGCAGCUGUCAGUGAUGGUGAACAAAGUGGAGCUGCUGAAGAUAACUGACAGGCACCACCUCGACGGGACCUGGGCCUUCUGGUACCCGGAGUCAGAGAUGGAUGAAACAGAGCUGGAAACAGGACAGGAUGUACGGCUGAAGACCAGAGGAAACAGUCCUUUCAUAUUCGCCUUAGCCAAAAUGGACGGCGGCACGGUGACCAAGUGUAACUUUGCUGGAGAUGGAAAGGCUGGAGCAUCGUGGACGGACAAGAUUAUGACCAACAAAGCAGACGCAGUCAGCACUCAGAAGGCCGAGGGAGAGGGAGAGGGAGCAGAGGAGGAUGAAUGGGAUGAUUGAGGACAGUGUGAUCUGUUGGUCCUGCUCCAGGAUCCUGGUUGGACUGCUUCAGCUUGGAUCCAUGCCCGUCUCUCUGUCUUCAGAUUGGACAUUUCACUUGGGGAACUUAAACGCUUACAUAUGUGGCCUUGGGGCUGGAAACCUUGUGUCACUUCUACAAUGUGGUACUAGACUCUUCCAGCUGCGCAGAGUGUAUCUGGCUGUUAGCUGUGAUGCUUGUAUACUUUGGAUUAGAUUCCCCAUAUUUAUGGGACUGGAACUUGAUCUCUGCAUUUUAAAUCUUUCUUGGCUAAUUCUUCUACUAUUUCCUGUUUGGUUCUAAGUUUAAUCAAACGGCACGCUGGGUUCAGCUCUCUCUCCGUCGCUCGCUGAAAUAUGAAUUAUUAUUUCUACAGUCCUAAUCUAUGCACAUAUACUCCUCAUCUUCUCAGUCACGAGACAUGGACAUCCACUGUUUUUGGACAAUAAACAUAGGCUCAAAAACAAUCCAGUGGAAAGUUAUGUCACCAAAAAACAAAGUAUCCAAACCUCAAGGUAUUCUGGUAAUGUCACAGACAAUAUGUUAUUGGCUAUCAUUAUUAUCAUGGUCAUCUCAUUGUAGUAAAUGUGUAUCAUUAAAAAAUAACGUGCUGGAUUAAAGGAUUCAACACACUUUAAAACAAUGUCAAUAUUUUAUUAUUAAAAAUAACAAUUUCAGCAACAUACAAGAACAAUGUUGAUCCUUGAUUACAACAUACAUAAUGCACAAACAGACAUGUUCCCCAUAACACAGAGGAAGUAACACAACGCUCUUCCAAUGAACUAGUGUUUGUCCUCCACAUGUUAGCUAGGAGAUUAAUAUACCCAUUGGAAGUUUCAAUCCUUUUACUGUAGAAAAGUUUUGAUUGUAAAAUCAUUUUGGUCAUAAGCAACAAGAACAAAAGUGAUUUUGAAAAGUAAAUAUGUUCACAUUUAUUAUCAAACCUGAAACAUUUUCAAACAAACAAAUACAACUACAUUUUAAAGUUGACUGAUGCUAAAGCAUCAUGUGCAAACAGUGGAGUAAAUAUCGUGUUACUUUGACUGUAUAAAUAAUGAACAUACAUAAACAUUUCUCUCUUGAGUCAGUACUAUACUAGCUUCAGUCUUAUGAUGCUGCACAGUCACUCUUCAGUUUGGGAAUUUUUCCCUCUUAUUCUUUUUCUGAUUAAGUGAGAUUCGCUCUCGAUCAGUUCUUGUUUUUAAAGUGGAUUUAGUGGAGAGGAAAGUCAGCUAAAGAAUUACAAACUGCUCGCACCACUGAUGUGCGAGGCUCUAAAACAAUCAGGUCUGUUUCCCAGUCUACAAAGCAGUUUCUCUUUCAAACCACUGAAGUAUAAUGUCUUUGUUCUGGCUGACCCACUGGAUGUUGACUCGGGUUUGCUCUAUGGCCCUUCUGGUAGCAGUACUCUGAUAAUACUCUAUAGAAAACUUCACCAGCUGUGCACACACACACACACACACACACACACACACACACACACACACACACACACACACACACACACACACACACACACUGAUGUUAGGUUACUGCUAUAGAAGCACAUUGCAUUCACCACAGAGAGAAAUGGAGGCCUUACCUACCUCGUCAUAAGUUAUAAUUAUUACUUUUCUUUGCCUACUUUGCAGGCGAGCAUAUACAAGGCUGGCUGUUGUUUUAUGUUUUUCUUGUCAUCAACAAAUACUGUCGUCAAUAAAAGUGACUAAAGCCCUCCCCUCCCUUGGCUACCGUAACUAGGCAUGGGAGGGAUAAUUUCAUACUACAUUAUUUUGUGUCGCUACUUUUAAAACAAACUUAAAACUUCACGAUGUCUUCUACAUGGAUCAUCACACUUUUAGUAUGAUAGCAUGUAGCCAUGAGCCAGCGAGGUCAACCGGAGCUAACGUUAGCUUAAUUAGCUAGCUGUUGUGGAAAUCAUGCAUGUAUUACCAAACUGGUAACAUGUUUACUUGCUUUUUCUUAGAUUCACACUGUACUUUUAUACCUUGAUUAAUGUACUGUAUGCAUUGCUAUGUUGAAAAGAUUAAUCACACACAGAGAGUUUCAAACCUUGAGCCACUUUGUGAAUGAAGCUAGCUUCGUCUAGAAUGUGACCAGAUAAGGGAUGAGUGUGAGAAAAGAUGCCAUUUCCACUAUCAUAGAAGGUGUUGUUCUGAACUGUAGUAACCUGUACCCUGAAAAGACCCUGAGCAGAGAUGUACUGAACAACAGGUGGUCAUAAAGACCUUGAGGGUUAUGGGCAGAUAACUGCACCCAUUCUUACAUCCGACACCAAAUAAGGAAAACUCCCUGGCUCACCCUCCUUCAGAGGAUGGCCGAAGACUCCAAAGAUAAAACUGCCGAGAGGCGUGGACGCGCCUACCGCACCAACAAAGGCCUACAUUGACCAAUAAGAAGAAGAGACAUUCCUCUUAUGCUAGAGUUUAUAUGGUAAAUGUAAAAGCUCAUUUGAGGCCCUUUGGUGAAACUGCGAGACAGUAAACUACUUAAUUGUGGUCUAUGUAGUAGUGAAGCCAAAUGGUCCUCAUGAGUAAAAUCUUUAUGUUUUGCUGCACUUUGAAUUGAAUAAAUGACUUGAUAUCA